Molecule: messenger RNA, 533 nt
Organism: Schizophyllum commune H4-8
Lineage: Eukaryota; Fungi; Basidiomycota; Agaricomycetes; Agaricales; Schizophyllaceae
Exons: 3
Coding region: 93-377 (94 amino acids)
Source: RefSeq, a predicted model, not a curated record
CCUUUCUCGGCAUGCGCAUGAUUUAAAAGCUCUCGGCCGCGAAGGUCAGGCACUUUUCGCUGUUUGUCGUCGUUCCCCCCCACCUACCCACUAUGCACUUCACUCGUGCUAUCGCUGCCGCCGCUCUGCUGCUCGCAGCCACCGUCGCCGCCGCACCUGUGCCCGGCGACGAGCUACCAGAAUUGAAACGUGCAGACGCGGGCGUCGUGUCGUCUGACUGGAAGCGGGAAGCUGGUGUCCCUACGUCCGACUGGAAGCGUGAAGCUGGUGUCCCGACCUCCGACUGGCGACGCGAUGUCCCUACAUCCGACUGGAGACGCGGUGUGCCUACGUCCGACUGGAGGAAACGCCAGGGCAUCCGCAACUCGGACUGGUAGCAAGACGUCCUCCGACUCGGUGUUGCCCAUUGCUGUGGAACUUAUUGACUGCACGAAUAUCCUCUUCCCCUCCCGGACCUUUCGCACUCGUUUACUUCCCCGCCGGUUGUACUGUCGCCUUGUAUUCUAUACUUGGGCUUGCAUUUAGCGCUCAGA